AGGCAACUCGACAAACCUGACCAACAGCACCAGCAGCAGCCACCGCGAGAACCGCGAGAACCGCGAGAACCGCGAGCAUCAAGUCAGAUUGCCAGACAGCCAGACAGUUAGUCUAGCCGCGUACCUCAAGCUGUGAGUUUGUGAGUACUAAUUCCUAUUUCACGUGUCCUACUCACCUGUCGACGUUCUUCCUUAUCUUCGUACUUGAAAAAAAAAGUUAUUAAUAUUUUUUAAAAAUAUUAUUAAAUACAUAAUCAGGUAUGAGAUCAAUGACUCAAGUUAAAGUAAUUCCGAUAAAAGAUUUAUCGAUAAGAAAGUGAUUACAUAUUAUUUUUUCUUCUUAUCGAGAUUAAUUGGUAUUGUGUAAUAUCUAGCACGGAGACGCGCAUUUGAUUAUCGACUUGAAUCUGUCGACAGGAGUACUAAACUGUAAGGUAUAUAUAUAUAUACAUAUAUCUUUAAUAUACACAGACAAAUUAUUUGUCUGUGUGUGUAUAUUUUAUAUUGAGCAACCCCUUCUUCUCAGCAGCUCAUUCACUUUUGCGCACUCUCACUUGAGUCUUUUUUUCUUGUUGUCCCCAGCUGCUGGUUGCUGGUACAGCAUUGAAGGAUCUUUUGGUUAUUGUGUGUGAUAGAAACUAGUUCUCUUGUUUUUUAAUAUUAUUGAUUGUAUUAUUUACUCACUGACAUUAAAAGUUGUGACUGAUAAAUAAAAAAGCUAAACUAUUUGUGAUAAAGUGGCAUUUACAGGGAGCAGAAAAUAAAAUAUUGGAGACAUUGUAAUCGAUUUGUUUGGAGCUUGAUGAAUUAAAGGAUUUUUCAGAGAGCAGCAACCGGUUUUAGAUGCACCAGGUGGUAAUUUUACCAUUAAUCAACUGAGAUAUUCUUACUCUAUUUGAUAAAAAUAAUAAUAAAUCCGAGUAAUUGCUGUAAGAUUCCAAGUGGGUAAAUCGUGUAUUUAUGUUGCCACUUGCACCUCACUGGACAAUUCCACCAGGAGUAUACGUUUUCCAUUACAUUGUGACGUGAUAAAAAUAAUAAACAACUUUACGCAUAGUGUAGUUUAGUUACGGAGGUUUUUAAUUAUUAUUAUUAUUAUUAUUAUUUUUUUUUUUGUUACUGUUGUUGUUAGUUAGUUAAAGUCAGUGUAUAGUUUAUUUAAAUUGUACUAUGUUAGAAUGAGUUGCUCGGUGAAGAUCUCGAGCAAGGGCUGGGCCAGCUCGCAGCAGAGGCGUAUUGGCUCUUUGCCUGAAGAAACCAAUGUGUUACUAAGUCAAGCUGCAUCGCCAGUAAAUUCCGGAAGUACAGUUAUAAGUACACUAGCAUCAACAGCAUCAGCAACAAUAGCAACGGCAACAACAACAACAACAACAACACAAGUACUUAUUCCUCAGCAGCAACAGUUGCUGUUACAGCAACACCAUCAACAGACAGUAAAAACUGUUCAAUCUAAAGCACUUGCCAAGUCGAUAGCUACUAAAAAAGGCGAAGACACAGCAAAAUUACUUAAAUACAUUGAUGACAAUAUAAUUGGAAAAAAUGGGACUUUCUUUGGACCAUUUGGUCGCAGGAAAGUAAUUUACUGUGAUUACACGGCAUCAGGAAGAUCAUUGCAAUUUAUAGAAGAAUAUAUUUCAAAAGAAGUACUGCCAUGUCUUGGAGAUACUCGGGCAUCGACGUCAAUUUGCAGUUUGCAGUCGUCACUCUUCAGGCACGAGGCCAGAGACAUCAUUCGACAUGCAGUCGGGGCCGGAGAGCAGGAUGCUGUUCUCUUUACAGGUCAUGGUACUGACGACGUUCUGCGCACUCUUAUUCGCCAUCUUGACCUCCCCCGGAGGCCGACCGUUGUCUUUGUUGGCCCAUUCGAGCAUCGCACCAAUUUGCGACCCUGGCGCGAACUCGGUACCAAGGUGGUGAGAAUUGCUGAAACCAAGGAGGGAUUCCUCGAUUUGAAUGACCUCGAGCGUAAACUUGUUGAGGAAAAAUCCUCAGAGCGUAUGAUGGUUGGGUGCUUUAAUGCGGCUAGUUGUAUCACUGGUGUACUUGCUGAUGACGUUGCAACCACUCUCUUGUUGCAUCAGUACGGGGCGCUGAGUGUGUGGGACUAUACAUCAGCCGCUCCUUAUAUAAAUAUGGACAUGAAUCCACACUUACCAGGCGUGGGUGAAACUGCUGUGCAUAAAGACGCAAUAAUAUUUAGUGGACAUAAAUUUGUGGGUGGCGCACAGUCACCCGGUGUCCUUGUAGUAAAGAAAUCGUUAUUGAAAAAUGAUAUUGCCAUUGAAGAUAUGAGAGACUCGCACAGAUAUCUAAAAGAUCCGGAAUUAAGAAAUGAAAGUGGAACCGCGGGGGUCGUUGGAUCUAUUCGUUGUGGGCUCGCAAUGCAACUUAAAGAAAAUAUUUCUUCACAAGUUAUUAUUUCACGGCAAGAAAAAAUUUGCAAACAAGUACUGGCUCAUGUGAGAACAAUACCCGAGCUCAUAUUACUCGGUAGUAAUUCUCAAAACAUAAAGAGACUACCAGUAUUUUCAUUCAUGGUCAGACACCCACGAGGAACUUUUUUGCAUCACAAUUUCGUCUGUGCGAUUCUCAACGAUGUUUUUGGUAUACAGACACGAGGUGGAUGCGCUUGCGCCGGUCGAUAUGCUCACGAUCUUAUGGGAAUUGACAUUGACCUUGCCAAAAAAUAUGAUUCAAUAUUAACCGACAAGGGUUCAAAUUCCGAAGCAAAUGCCGAAUUUCUGAGGCCUGGUUUUGCUAGAUUGUCCUUGCCCUACUUUAUAACUGAAGCCGAAUUGGCAUUUGUAUUAGAGGCCUUGAAAAUGGUCGCAACCGAGGGAUGGAAACUCUUACCGCAAUAUGUACUGAAUCCUGAUACUGGUGAAUGGCGUCACCACACAAACAGCGUCUUUAAGGAACGAAAGUGGUUAGGAUCGAUUCGUUAUACCGAUGGUAAAAUGAUAGCUUCUGAAAGAAGAGUAUCUGGUGCUGGUGGUGUUUUCCCCCAAAGUUAUGCAGAUUGUCUUCAAACGGCCCGUAAUAUUUUCAACCGAUCACGUAAAAUUGCCCAUCGUUUUCCCUUGCAAAUAGACUGCAAUGUUAGUCUUACAGCUGUUGAAGAAUCAUUGCGUUGGUUUAUUUUACCAAGUGAAGCUCAAGAUCUUUUACUUGGUAAUUCUCAAAAUGUUAAACAAGAUUUGCCGUUUGAUCCCACGGUGAGAAAGCACCGUCGUGAUUUUACUAUUGGUUUAAAUAUUUUAUCACAAUAUUCUGGUAUACGGAGACUCAACAGCGAUAUUCCUAAAUCAGGUAAUCCUCCAUUGGCAAUUGCGUCUCCAAGACAUCAUAGUUUGCCUGCAUUGUCAAUCGAUCAGCAUUCUACGGCACCAAAACGUUUUGGCGACAGUUUUGAUUCUACUGUUAGUGAAGACAAUGAUAAAAAAGAUGAUAAACUUAUUCAAGGUCCAACUAUUCGUCCAACUUGUUCUUCUUCAUCAUUAUCAUCAUUAUCAUCAACUUGCUCUCAAUCCGGAUACCAAAAAUUAUCAACUGAUUCAUCAUUAACGCCAAUAAAAUUUGCUGUCGGUGAAGCUGUUACCUCGUCAAUGAUUAUUGCGACUACACCAGCAGGAGCACGACUGAUGGCUGAUGAACACAGUAUGCCGCAUGUCAAUAACGUCCAUCGUGGCAACCGCACACGCUGUAAUUCGUUGGGUAGCAGUGGAAAGACUCAACCAGUUCCUAUUCCUCUGAGUCCUCAAACACUAGCAAGUCUUGGAGUUUCCUCGACGACUUCAUCAGGCAAUUUACCACGUAAUAAUCGGUACUGCAGCUGUAGCAGCCAGAUAGAUUUGUCAAGUUCACUUGAGCUUGACGGUGGUAUUGGUAACAGUCCUACAAGAUCAACUGCAUCAUCAGAAACUUGUUCGCCUACUUCUUCCUCGUCACCUUCACCGCAUCCGUACAUCCCGUCAUUCAAUUCACACCAAAAUUCCCAUAAUCUCCGAGGUGGGCAUCAUCAUCCACAUCAUCCACAUCAUCCACAUCAUCCUCAAUUAACACACACAGACAGCUCACAUAAAUUAGGAAGAUAUUCACCAAUUAUCACAAGCUUCAGUCAGAGUUCUGAACAAGAUUUACGUGCUUAUUUAAAAGAAGUUACUAAAGAACUGGCAACAGAAAUAAAAUCAGAAAUAAGAGAAGUUAUUUCAAAGGUCGAUGAUGUUUUGUCGGACAAUGGGACACCUCAGCAUCAUAACCAGAGGAUAUCUUUUAUGGCUAGUGAAAAACAUCAACAGCAGAAAGAAGGGAAAGAUGAUUCCUGUUCAGCUCGUGAAGUCGCUGAAUAUCUUAUGGAGUUUUCCAAAGGAAUGGCCAGCGAAGUUAAAUCAGAAAUUAGGUGUAUGGUAAAUCAAGUGGACGGUCUAGGUAGAUUUUCACCAGAUUUACAUUCAGUGGCAUCAACUGGUUCACCAGGAUAUGGAACUCCUGAAAGACGAUUGCCAUCGUCACCUCUAGCGGGAUUGAAAUUUGGAAAAACAUCAAAAUUAUGUGAUUUACAGCAUUCACAGCAGGAGAGUAAAAUGUCUAGUGAAUGUUCAUCAGACGAGACUGUGAUAUACGUUGUGGGUCCUCGGGCUACUUCAGCAACUACCAGAACAACGAUAAUUGCCAAUCACGACCGAUCAAAAACGUCUGAUGAAGAAGACGGAGAAGAAGAAGACGAAGAAGAAGUAGAACAAGAAGAAGUAGUAGCGGUAAAUAAAAAAUCAGCCAAAAAUAUAAUUAAAAAAUUAACUGGUAAUAGUACAAAAAUUCUGCCGGAAAUAUAUUCAGCAGUUAAUUCAGUCAGUUCACAAGACAGUGGGAUUAAUUUAUCAUUCAAUGAUAAUGACAUACGUCCUACUGAAUUAGGUAGAAGUAGCAGCAGUAGCAGUGGGAGCAGUACUGAUUCUUGUAGCAUCACUAACAGAAAUAACACUACCAGCAAAAAAUCUAAAAGCACUCCCAAUAAAGGACCAAGGCGGAGUAUCAAAGAUACACGAAAGCUUCCUGAUUAUUUUUCAGAAGAUGAGUUUAAUAUUGUGAUGCCUGAUGAUAAAGUUUUAACCUCUGACGACGAGGAUGGACUGGAAAGUAAGUUAGAUUCUAAAGAAUUGAAAACUGAGAAUGGAGAUGAUGAUAAUGAUAAGGCAGAGGAAGGUGAGCCAAGAUGGUACAGUCCACCUAAAAAUAUUUGGAAAGCAACCGUCGAAGCUAUUCAUGAGUAUGAUAUGAUACGUGAUAAAGAUAGAGUACUUGUUUGUCUUCCAGCCACUACAAUGGGCGCAAAAGUUGCUGCCGGAAGUUAUGGUUUAGCUUUACUUCAUGCUCUACAUCAGUAUCAAUUUUAUGCCCGAUCAAAAAAUAUAUAUUUUGAAAUUGGCGCUGUCACUAUUGACGCAAACACAACAAAUUACGACCCAAUUGAAUCAAUGAGCUAUCUCAAGAGUUUGAAGGUUCCUUAUUUUUAUGAGGAAGCUGAAGAACAGGCGUCGCUUAUUGACGACAGUACCAAAAAUAUUUUUACUAAGGAUAAUGAGGAGGAUAAAAGUUUACCAGGACGGACUUGCAGUACUUGCGGACGUCUGGGUAUUAACACGAGAAAAAGACUCUACUCAGUUGCCAAAAGAUAUGGAUUCAAUGUAUUGGCACUUGGGCAACAUCUUGAUGAUCUUACCGAAGGAUUUCUUACCUCAUUUUUUUACAGUGGUAAACUUAAAACUUUUAAAGCUCAUUAUGUUGUCAAGGAACAUGAGCUGAGAGUCGUAAGACCUUUUGUGUACGUACGUGAAAAAUCACUGAGGCAAUUUACAGAGGAUAAAAAACUACCUAUGCUACGGGUAGUUUGUCAAGCCUGCGACGAGUUAUCAAAAAUAAAUGAUGAAACAAAUAAAGAACUGAUGACACAACAGGAAAAAAAUUAUCCAAAAGUCUACUGGUCUAUGAGAAAUGCUCUCAGGCCGCUGAUUCUGGCAAGAGGUAACUUUCCACAUGGACACCAGAGACAUAAGCACAAGCUCAAGCCCAAGGCUAGUCCUUCUCAUCUUUCUCAUCCUUCUCAUCCCAACCCAAAUCCAAAUCAAAAUCCAAAUUCAAACUCAUCUGGAUUACCGGGUACCUAUCAAGAGUUAGGUAACAGUGAUACCGAUCAACAAAUUUUAUAAUAAAUUUUUUUUUUUAAACGUAAUUGUUUUUAUUUAUUUUAUAUUUUAUGUUUAAGUUACUCUAUGACAAAUAAUUACGUUAAUAUUUUAAAUAAUUAACGACUCAUUUAAUUCUGGUAUUAAUUACUUAACAUUGGAAUAAAAUGUGGCAAUUAAUUGUUUAAGUAAUUGAAUAUUUAAUACUACUCAAUUCAUUAUG
Molecule: messenger RNA, 6405 nt
Organism: Microplitis demolitor
Lineage: Eukaryota; Metazoa; Arthropoda; Insecta; Hymenoptera; Braconidae
Exons: 8
Coding region: 1179-6206 (1675 amino acids)
Source: RefSeq, a predicted model, not a curated record